Messenger RNA from Haliotis rubra (blacklip abalone), 2101 nucleotides. RefSeq names its product cytochrome P450 1A2-like. The transcript is spliced from 2 exons. Gene Ontology annotation, biological process: hormone biosynthetic process; progesterone metabolic process. Lineage: Eukaryota; Metazoa; Mollusca; Gastropoda; Lepetellida; Haliotidae. The coding region runs from base 123 to 1655 and encodes 510 amino acids. Gene Ontology annotation, molecular function: steroid 17-alpha-monooxygenase activity; iron ion binding; heme binding. The record is from RefSeq and is a predicted model, not a curated record.
GUUUAAGUCACGUGGUUGCAGAGCGGACGGGUCUGUGUGAGCAGUGACACACUUUCAAGCAGACGACUUAGGCUUGUAAACACGAAGCGGAUUCAGACGAAGUUUCAUCUUACUUCAGAACCAUGGUAGGGCAACACUCGUCAGCAGGAGGCAUGGCAGCAUUAGUUUCCUCAAUGGAGAUCCAGGUUGCAGUGGCCACGUUUAUUGCGUCCUUCGCAACUAUCAAGUUAUUCAGAUACUUUCAAAGUAAUAACAACGCAGCCCCUGGACCGUGGGGAUACCCAGUCCUCGGCCAUCUGCCUCUCCUGGGAACUGAGCCUCACGUCACCUUCCAAAAGCUACGAAUGAAAUUCGGGGAUGUUUUCCGCAUUCAACUAGGCACCUGGCCAGCUCUCGUAAUCAAUGGCAAGAAAGCAAUUAAGGAGGCCUUAGUGGAACAAGGUGACGCAUUCUCUGGACGACCGCAGUUCUACACAACGUCAUCGUCUGUCCUUUAUGAUGGUCAAGGUGUAAGCUUUAGUCAGUUCAGUCAGGACUAUUUACGACACAGAAAAAUGGCCAAUAAAGUCCUUGCAACUUUCGCAAAUGCCAAAUCCAAUCCAAUGGAAGAGGCUAUUCACCGAGAGAUAGAUACAGUUGUUGACUCAUUUGCUUCCAAAAGAGGAACAAGUUUCUGUCCGCACGAUGACGUGUUUCUUGCUGCGGGAAGUAUCAUAUACCAGAUCUGCUAUGGUCGCCAGGAAGACAUCAGAGAAAGGACGGACUUCACAGACUUCAUCCUGCAAUCUAAAGAGUUCACUGAGACAGUAUCGACAGGAAAUCCAAUUGACAUAUUUCCCUGGCUCCGAUUUGUGAUCCCAUGGACAUUGACUAAUUUUCGCCGGUUAAUCAAGAAAUUCAUUGAGUCGCGUAAGAAAAAAGUGGAGGAACAUGUGACUACCUUUGAUCGUAAUCACCUCCGUGACGCUACUGAUGGGUUUGUAGACAUCGUUGACAGCAACAGCGAGGACGUGCAGGUGUUGGGUAGUGCUCGGAUCUUUUCAACAAUUGACGAUUUGUUUGGUGCAGGGUUUGGAACGGUGGCUACCACCAUGGAGUGGGCGACCAUGUACAUGGCUGACAAUCCACAGGUUCAGGCUAAGGUACAGCAGGAGAUUGACGACGUUGUGGGGCCGUCUCGGAGACCAACGUUAGAAGACCGCGGAAAGAUGGUGUACACCGAAGCCUGCAUACACGAAAUCAUGCGCAUCACUGCACUAGCUCCUCUAUCACUACCGCAUUAUACUACAACUGACAUCACGUUUCAAGGAUACAGCGUAAAAAAGGACACCGUCGUCUUCAUCAACCUCUACUCCAUGAGCCACGACCCUGACGUGUGGGGCGACCCGGAAGUGUUCCGUCCUGAACGUUUCCUGGACUCUUCCGGGCAGAUCAACAAAGCUCUGCUGGAGGAGUUCCUGCCGUUUGCUACUGGAAGGCGGAAGUGCCUUGGAGAGUUCUUGGGCAGGAUGGAAAUAUUCCUGUUCUUUACUGGUCUGUUGCAGAAGUGCUCCUUCAGCAGACCUCCAGAAGUUGCGGAAUACGACUAUGGGGUUGGUGUUGGGUUCGUUCGAAACCCGAAGCCAUUUGACGUUCAGGUCACAUUGCGAUAUUAGCCAUUAUGACCUUGAAAUCAUGGAUGUUUGUCACGGUAGAGAUUAGUGGUGUUGAGCACUUUAAUACACUAAACAUGACAAUACGUGGUGUAGAGGGACACGUUUAAUGGAUAGACAACUUCUUUAUUGCAAUAGAUGCGAUGUUUCGAUGUAGAACACCGUUAUCAAGCAUGUGAUGAUAACGUCGAUCUAUUGCAACAAAGAAGUUGUUUAUCCAUAACAAAUGUUCCUAUUCAUCAUACCAGCUUGUAAAUGCCACUUAAACAAGUAAUGCAUGGUGUACAUACGACUUAAUGGGAAUACAUGUUGGUUUCCUUUACGAAGAUUUCUAUUCAUUUUUUAUAGUUUAGGUUAUAGUAUGAUUGCUUAAAUUUAGAUUUGUUUUCGUGUACUGGUAAAACCAUUUCGUUUCAUUCAGUCAUACCUUCAGCAUGAGAUGUUGAUAA